This is a messenger RNA of Pipistrellus nathusii (Nathusius's pipistrelle), 1323 nucleotides long. The record is from the annotation of a GenBank genome assembly. NCBI's taxonomy places the organism in Eukaryota, Metazoa, Chordata, Mammalia, Chiroptera, Vespertilionidae.
AUGCGGCUCCCCGGCUCCCGCGCGCUCCUCCUCCUGCUGCUGCUGCUGGUCACCGGCUCGGCGCCGCUGGGCGCCCAGAGCUGCCUCAGCAAGCAGCAGGUCCUCACGGCCAUCCGCCAGUUGCAGCAGCUGCUGAAGGUCCAGGAGACACGCUUCGCCGAGGGCCUCCGCAACGUGAGGAGCCGGCUGGCUGCGCUCCAGAGCUCUGCCAACAGAGUGGGGCCCGACAGCCCCCCAGUUUCCUGCCCUGCUCUGAACGCCCCUCCGGACGGCAGGAAGUUUGGGAGCAAGUACUUAGUGGACCACGAAGUCCAUUUCACCUGCGACCCCGGGUUCCAGCUGGUGGGGCCCAGCAGUGUGGUGUGUCUUCCCAACGGCACCUGGACCGGGGAGCAGCCCCACUGCAGAGAUAUCAGCGAGUGCUCCAGCCAGCCUUGCCAGCACGGUGGGACGUGUUUAGAAGGAGUCAACCAGUACACAUGCAUCUGCCCUCCAGGAAGGACCGGGAGCCGCUGUCAGCACCAGGCCCAGACCGCCGCCCCCGAGCGCCAGGCGGACGACCCUGCCUUCAGCCGUGCGCCCCGCUGCGCGCAGGUGGAGCGGACCCGGCACUGCAGCUGCGAGGCCGGCUUCCAGCUGAGCGGCUCCGCGGGCAGCGACAGCGUCUGCCAGGAUGUGAAUGAGUGUGAGCUCUACGAGCAGGAGGGGCGCCCCCGGCUCUGCAUGCACGCCUGUGUGAACACGCCUGGCUCCUACCGCUGUGCCUGCCCCAGCGGGUACCGGACCCUGCCCGACAGGAAGAGUUGUGAGGAUAUUGAUGAGUGUGUGAGCUCACAGCACCUGUGUCCCCGGGGGACCACAUGCAUCAACACUGGUGGAGGCUUCCAGUGUGUCAGCCCCGAGUGCCCGGAGGGCAGCGGCAACGUGAGCUACGUGAAGACUUCUCCCUUUCAAUGUGAGCGAAACCCCUGCCCCAUGGACAGCAGAACCUGCCACCACCUGCCCAAGACCAUCUCCUUCCACUACCUGUCUCUGCCCUCCAACCUGACGACGCCCAUCACGCUCUUCCGCAUGGCCAUGGCCUCGGUGCCCGGCCGCCCCGGCCCCAACAGCCUGCGGUUUGGCAUCGUCGGUGGGAACAGCCGCGGCCACUUUGUGAUGCAGCGCGCAGACCGCCAGACAGGCGAGCUGAUCCUCGUGCAGCCCCUGGAGGGGCCGCAGACACUGGAGGUGGACGUUGACAUGUCGGAAUACCUAGACCGCUCCUUCCAGGCCAACCACCUGUCCAAGGUCACCAUCUUCGUGGCCCCGUACGACUUCUGA